Molecule: messenger RNA, 1718 nt
Organism: Hyla sarda
Lineage: Eukaryota; Metazoa; Chordata; Amphibia; Anura; Hylidae
Product: mucin-3A-like
Exons: 8
Coding region: 233-877 (214 amino acids)
Source: RefSeq, a predicted model, not a curated record
CGCUCUGGGCCGGCCCCGGACUAGUGAUGUUGCCUUGACGACGACGCACAGGGACGUUCAUGCGCAGGGACCUUACAGACCAGCUCACCCUUCCUUCCCACCGAGGGGAGUGAAAUGUCUGAAUGGUGGGGUCUCUGAUGGAAUUAAGUGUAUUUGUCCUGUGUUUACCCAGGGAGCUCAGUGUCAAACCAUCUUAGACAGCCUUGAAAUAGGAGCGAAUUUUGAAGCCAAAAUGGAGGCGACUUUAACAUUGAAUUACACUGGUAACCAAACCGAUUUUGAAAUGGAGUAUAAUGCCAUGAUGGAAUUAAUACUCAAUGAAACUAAUGGAUAUCACAAACUAACAAGUUAUAGGUUCGGUAAUGAUUUGGUGACCGCCACAAGUGAUGUAUUUGUUACGAUAGAAUAUAACAAUACGCUUGAGGUAUCCGAACAGUAUGAAGAAAAAUACUACGAGGUGGUGGCUGCUUUCAACAAGAAUAAGUGUAAAUCCCAGGAUCUGUGUAUUAAGAUCCCCACAAUCCAAGCUGUCCGUCCUCCCAGCAAAUAUGACAGAUGCGCAGAAAAAGUGUCAUCGAUGUAUUUGCAGUUCUUUGACCCUGUGGUUUCCAUUAAUGGCAUGUUGGCCUGUGUGUCCAGAUGUGUUCCCAGCUCACCUAAUUUCCUGAACUGCAAUGACGGCAAUUGUCAGAUCCGCGGAGAAGAAGGACCUCAGUGCUUUUGCCCAAGAACGGACAUAUACCUGUACACGUACCCCAGAUGUGGCGGAGCGGUGUCAAUAGCUGCAUUGUACGGGGGUGUGGGGGCUUCUAUCGGACUGUUGGUGAUUGUCGGUGUUGUCCUUGGAGUAGUCCUCUACAGAAGGAAAUAUUACUAAUAAAGUCCGUAGUUUGGACAUUUGCACCUUCUCAGUGGAUAAGAGAGUUCAUAUAGGUGGUAGACAAGGUUCUCCGGGCUCCGGAGUCACACUGGAUCGGCUGAAUUUCUCCUUGGAAGGUCAAUGAAGAAGAGGAAAGAUAAAAAAUCAUUUAGAACAAAUGUAAAAAGUUGAUAAAAAUGGCAAAUUAGGAUGAUAGGUAGAAAGAAAGGAAGAGCAGAACCAGAAACGUGGGCCUAGAAAUGGGGCUCUUUAUCUAGUAUAUAUCUAAUUUAUAUAUCUAUUUAUGACUGUCCGAUAAUCCAGAACAAAAGAUAAUCUGCGUCACCUCAGAUCCUGUUAACACCGGAACAAAGGAAUCUGACUGUAAUAGCAGCGGACUAUUCUAGAUCCAUCCUGAAACAUCAUUGUAUCAUGAAUCUAUAGAUAUAAUCAAUGUAAUAGCUGAGUAAAAUACACUGAUCCCUCAACUUACAAUGGCCUCAACAUAAAAUAUUUUCACCGUAUAAUGGUCUUUUCUGGACCAUUGUAACUUGAAACCAGACUCAACAUACAAUGUACAGACAGUCCAGAUCUGUGAAACUUGUCAAUGGCCAGAAGAACUGACCAAUCAGAAUGGGCAUUCACUGGUAAAAAAAAAACUGUAUUACUGAAGUGCAUGCACUGACUGGUGUCUGGUAGUGCCCCCUACAGUACAGGGAGGUAUUACAUGUUCUGUAUUACUCUUUAUCUGUAUUACUGAAGUGCAUGCACUGACUGGUGUCUGGUAGCGCCCCCUACAGUACAGGGAGGUACUACAUGUUCUGUACUCUUUACUUGUAUUACUGAUGUGCAUGCACUG